Messenger RNA from Meloidogyne enterolobii, 1331 nucleotides. The record is from the annotation of a GenBank genome assembly. NCBI's taxonomy places the organism in Eukaryota, Metazoa, Nematoda, Chromadorea, Rhabditida, Meloidogynidae.
CUUCAAAACUUAAAUCAUUUAUUGAACAAAAAGAUUUUGUAAAUUCAAUGUUUAAUAAUAACAACAAUUCAAAGAAUGAAUUUUAUAAAAGUAUUUUACUUGUCGCCCAAAAUAUGUCAGAUAUUUUAUUGGUUUGCCCAUCUGCUGCAUAUACUGCAUCUAUUCAACAUUUUGAAGAAGUAAACGAACAAUGUCGUCAAAUUCAACAAUUAUCUUCCACAUUCAUUAAAGAAAAGAAUUUGGAAUCUUUAAAUGAAAUAUGGAAAGAAUUGGAAAAUUUAGAAAAUUUAAUGUUGGGAUUACCUAAAGAAAAUGUUGAUUUGGAUGUUAAUACAGUUGGUAAACAAUUGGAAGAAGAAAUGAAUUGUAUGACUGAAGCUAUAGCUGCUGCUGUUGAACAUAUUAAUGAAUUACAAAAGAAAAGUCGUGAAACAAAUAUUGGAAUAAAAUUGGAAGUAAAUGACAAAAUAUUAAAUUCUUGUAAUGAAUUAAUGGGUGCCGUUAGAGAAUUGGUAAUAAAAAGUAAAGAAGUUCAAGAAGAAAUUGUUUCUAAUGGAAGAGGGCAGGCUACACCAAUUGAAUUUUAUAAAAGAAAUCAUUUGUGGACUGAAGGUUUAAUUUCUGCUGGUAGAGCUGUUGGUGUUACUGCAACUGAAUUAGUGAAAUCAGCAGACAAAUUAAUAAUGGAAAAAGGUGGCAAAUUUGAACAUUUGAUAGUUUCUGCUGGUUCUGUUGGUGCUAGUGUUGCCCAACUUUUUGUUUCUUCACGUGUAAAGGCAGAUAAAAAUUCUCAAAAAUUGGUUGGACUUGGAAAAGCUUCAAAAGAUGUAAAUAAAUGUACAGCAAAUUUAGUUGGAAUUGUUAAACAAGGACAACAAUCACUUGGGGAAGAAAAAUUACUCGAUUUUUCAAAUCUUUCAUUGCAUGAAACUAAAAAGGAGGAAAUGGAGUCACAAGUGCGUGUUCUUGAAUUGGAAGCGGAAUUGUCUAGGGAAAGGCUUCGAUUCGCAGCAUUGCGAAAGCAACAUUUUCAUAUUGCUCAGUUAGUCUCUAAUAACCAGGAAAAUGGAGGUGGUAAUGGAGAGACUGACACCUCACCACCUGAGUCUUGAUUUACUUUUUUUUAAUUUAAGAGAAUCUCCCAAAUUCGUAAAAAUUUAUAUUGGGUGUUUUUGGAUAUUGAGAAAAAUGUUUAUUUUAAGAUUUUUUUUAAAUUUUUUCUAAUUUCGAAAUUUCGUAUUUUUACGAAACUUCGUGAAUUUCGCUUUUUUCGAAAUUUCUUUUUUUUCGAAUUUCUUCCUCUUCUCAUUUUUCUCUUAAAAAGUGUAGCA